Messenger RNA from Pollicipes pollicipes, 2164 nucleotides. RefSeq names its product nephrin. NCBI's taxonomy places the organism in Eukaryota, Metazoa, Arthropoda, Thecostraca, Pollicipedomorpha, Pollicipedidae. The transcript has 12 exons. The record is from RefSeq and is a predicted model, not a curated record. Gene Ontology annotation, molecular function: protein binding. Bases 1 to 1794 code for a protein of 597 amino acids.
AUGGGUCAGCGGACUGUGGGCGCUGUCCGGCCGCUGGAUGUGGAGAUUCUUGGCUCGUCCAGGGCGUCUAUGCAGUCGGGCAUGCUGUACGCGCUCGUGUGCCGCACGUACGGCUCCAGACCGCCGGCCAACAUCUCCUGGUGGGUUCAAGACCGGCGCGUUCUGGGAGCCCAGCUCACGGAGUCCGGACUGGGCAACAUCACCAGCAGCACGCUGCCCUUCAAGCCGCGCCCCACCGACAACGGCAGAGAGAUCACGUGCAGAGCGGAGAACAGCCUGGUCUCGGGCGGCACGAUCGAGGAUAAGAGGCUGCUCAACGUCAGGUUCCCGCCCAUCAUCAGUUUGCGGCUCGGUAAUGCACUGGACGCCGAGAACAUCCGGGAGGGUGCCGACGUCUACUUCGAGUGCAACGUCCGGGCCAACCCGGCCGUCUACAGCACCGUCUGGUCACAUAACGAGAGGCCGGUGCGGCCGAGCCCGCGCGCCGGCGUCAGCGACAUGGUCAGUAUCAACGAGCGCAGCCUGGUGAUCCGCAACCUGAGCCGCCGCUCGGCCGGCGCGUACCGGUGCCGGGCGGCCAACCCGGAGGGCGAGGCUGUUAGCCGGCUCGUCCACCUCAGCGUCAAGUACGCGCCCGUGUGUGUGUCGGGCCAGAAGAGCCGGUACGGCAGGGCCCGGAACGAGGCGGCGCGCGUCACAUGUCAGGUGGAGGCCAGUCCGGCAGACGUCAUCUUUAGGUGGCAGUUCAACAGCUCGGCAGAGACGCUCGACCUGCCAUUCUCACAGAUUGUCUCACGGGGCCUGGAAAGCCGCUCCUCCUACACGCCCAAGACGGAGCUGGACUACGGCACGCUGCUCUGUACGGCGGAGAACGACAUCGGUCCCAUGGUCAAGCCCUGCGUCUUCAACAUUGUUCCUGCUGGUCCUCCGGAGCCGUUGCGGAACUGCACCGUCAUCAACCAGACGUCCGACUCGCUGGAGGUGAAGUGUGCGGCCGGCUUCGACGGCGGUCUGCCGCAGUACUUCGUGGCCGAGCUGUUUGACGUGGCUGGCCGGCGGCUGGUACGCAACCUCACCCGGCCCUUCCCCCACUUCGCGGUGCUGGAGCUGCCGCCGGGGCUGGAGCUGCGGCUCGAGCUGUACGCGGCCAACAGCCGCGGACGCAGCCGAGCCAUCACGCUGGACGGCUUCACGCUUAAGGCGGCCGAGAAGCGCAUCAGCAGCAGCAGCGGCGGCGGCGGCGGCGGCACGGACCAGCCUGCAGAACCGGCGGAGGAGCAGCGGUUCACUGUGACGCCGAUCCUGGGCGUCCUGAUCGGCAUCGUGGCCUCCCUCAUCAUUGUCGCCAUCGGCGUGGUGGCGUGCAUCAAAGGCAGCAGUCGAAGCCGAAGAAAACCGGCGGUCCAGACGCAUCUUUUAAACUCAUCCGUGAAAGUCAAGCAGAGAUCGGCGGCUGUUGACGCAGAGGUCGGAGCUAAGCUCUACGACACGGACCGGAAUCCGGACGUCGUACCGAACAUGUCCGCGUCCAGUUACGAGCCAGUGCCGACGCCACAUCUGCUGAAUCACCUGAACGUGAAUUCAACGAGGAGACAUUCUCUUACGUCAGGCCUCCUUCCCGGCAGCCCCCACAAGGGCAAUGUCAUCCAGGAAAGCAUCAACGAUGGGGACCUGACCCUGACGAGGCCGGGCCGGGACGGCAGGGGUGCAGUCCUCACGUUCGGCACCUUCAACCCGCGACGGCACACCAUGGUGCGGACGCUCCCUAGAAACGACCGAGAGAGUGUGGUGUAGGACGGAGUGCGGUGCAGGGCAGUCGGCCUUACCAUUGAUGACCGAGAGAGUGUGGUGUAGGACGGAGUGCGGUGCAGGGCAGUCGGCCUUACCCCUGAUGACCGAGAGAGUGCAGAUAAGGCACUGAGCCUGGCCGGUGGUGACCGGGAGUUCGGUGAGGCAUGACCAUCCUCGCCGGUGGUGACCGGGAGUUCGGUGAGAGGUGGCCAUCCCCGCUAGUGAUGACCGGAAGUUCGGUGAGGGGUGGCCAUCGUCGCCAGUGGUGACCAGGAUUUCGGUGAGGGGUGGCCAUCGUCGCCAGUGGUGACCGGGAGUUCGGUGAAAGGAAGCCAUCCUCGCCAGUGGUGACCGGGAUUUCGGUGAGGGGUAG